This is a messenger RNA of Zymoseptoria tritici IPO323, 396 nucleotides long. RefSeq lists its product as uncharacterized. Bases 1 to 396 code for a protein of 131 amino acids. The record is from RefSeq and is a predicted model, not a curated record. Lineage: Eukaryota; Fungi; Ascomycota; Dothideomycetes; Mycosphaerellales; Mycosphaerellaceae. The transcript is spliced from 3 exons.
AUGGAUGACUUUGACGAAUGGCAGAUCGUUGAGAAAUUGCGAGGAGAGGGCGGUAGCGGAGCGAGAGACUGCUUUGGAGGAGAGGGCGGUAGCGGAGCAAGAUACGGAGAAGAAAGGAGAGUGCACUAUGAAGCUUCUCUGCGUGAGGCAAGAAGCGGACCUCACAAGAAGGAGAAGAAUACGAUCACCCCAACACUCGUGAAGCGUGUGGUUAUCUGCGUCUGCGUUAUGCUUUUCCUCGCCGGGUGCUCCAACUACGGUGCGGUCAAGCACGAAGAGCCGGUCUUCUAUCGCUCCGCUUCUUUGGCGGGCCGUGUCCCAACGAUGACGAAUUACUCUGAUAUGAAGUCGCUGUGGAGCUUGAUUGACCGAGAUCUUCUGGGAAAACAGCACUAG